Colletotrichum abscissum is the source of this 1146-nucleotide messenger RNA. RefSeq lists its product as uncharacterized. Gene Ontology annotation, molecular function: sterol 24-C-methyltransferase activity. The transcript is spliced from 4 exons. Lineage: Eukaryota; Fungi; Ascomycota; Sordariomycetes; Glomerellales; Glomerellaceae. Bases 1 to 1146 code for a protein of 381 amino acids. The record is from RefSeq and is a predicted model, not a curated record. Gene Ontology annotation, biological process: ergosterol biosynthetic process. Gene Ontology annotation, cellular component: endoplasmic reticulum.
AUGGUUACUUCAACAGCCUCUAACCUCGAGCGCGAGGACCAUGCUCGCGAUGCUCAAUUCAAUAAGGCACUGCACGGUACAAGUGCUCAGGCCACUGGUGGUCUUGCCGCCAUGUUCAGCAAAGGCCGUGAUGCGAAGCAGGCUGCCGUCGAUGAGUACUUCAAGCACUGGGACAACAAGGCGGCAAAGGACGAAACUCCCGAGGAGCGCGCAGCUCGUACAGCUGAAUAUGCGACCUUGACCAGACACUACUACAACCUGGCGACCGACCUGUACGAGUAUGGUUGGGGCCAGUCCUUCCACUUCUGCCGUUUCUCCCACGGCGAGCCCUUUUAUCAGGCGAUUGCCCGUCAUGAGCACUACCUUGCCCACCAGAUCGGAAUCAAGGAGGGUAUGAAGGUGCUUGACGUCGGAUGUGGUGUUGGCGGACCUGCGCGCGAAAUCGCAAAGUUCACUGGCUGCCACGUCACCGGUCUGAACAACAACGACUACCAAAUCGAUAGAGCUACUCACUACGCUGCGAAGGAGGGCCUGUCGAAGCAGCUUGAGUUCGUCAAGGGAGACUUCAUGCAAAUGUCUUUCCCCGAUAACUCCUUCGAUGCCGUCUACGCCAUCGAGGCCACCGUCCACGCACCCAGUCUGGAGGGUAUUUACAGCGAGAUCUUCCGUGUUUUGAAGCCCGGUGGCGUCUUUGGUGUUUAUGAGUGGUUGAUGACGGACGAGUACGACAACGACAACCUGGCCCACCGUGAAAUCCGCUUGGGCAUCGAGCAGGGCGAUGGUAUUUCCAACAUGUGUAAGGUCUCUGAGGGUCUGGCCGCCAUGAAGACUGCCGGAUUCGAGAUGCUCCACCACGAGGAUCUUGCUGACAGGCCCGACCCCAUGCCAUGGUACUGGCCCCUGUCGGGAGAGCUCAAGUACAUCCAGUCCGUCUUUGACAUUUUCACUAUUGUUCGUAUGACCAAGGUGGGACGAUUCCUCAUGCACAAUGUAGUUGGUGGACUCGAGGCUCUCAAGAUUGCCCCUGCCGGUACGAAGAAGACGGCCGACAGUCUGGCAUGGGCUGGCGACUGCCUUGUUGCUGGUGGCAAAGAGCACUUGUUCACACCUAUGUACUUGAUGGUCGGAAAGAAGCCCGCCAACUAG